AUGACUGAAUUUCAGAUUGGCCAAUCGUUCCAAAGUAAGGAGGAAGCCGUGCUGAGCGUAAAAGAUUACAGUAUUCGGCGUGGAGUUGAGUACAAGGUUAUGGAGUCAGACAAUCUGAAAUACCAAGGGAGAUGCAAGGAGUUUAGAAACGGGUGCACGUGGUUGAUUCGGAUAGUCAUGUGGAAAAGGAAGAGCACAUGGGAAGUUAGGAGGUACAACGGACCACACACAUGUAUGGCCACAUCGAUAUCGAGCGAUCACAAGCAGCUUGAUUAUCAUGUCAUCUGUGCGAGAAUCUUUCCAUUGGUUAGAGCUGAUGCGUCGGUGUCGAUUAAGGUGUUGCAAGAGGCAACGGAGGCGACAUAUGGAUUCAGGCCUAGUUAUCGGAAGGUGUGGUUGGUGAAGCAGAAGGCAGUAGCGCAGAUAUAUGGCGAUUGGGUGGAGUCAUAUGCGGAUCUGCCUCGAUGGAUCCUUGUGGUCACAUCCACCAUGGAAGGUUCCGUUGCUCUGCUGAAGACCUCCCCGGUUAGAGUGGGUGACCAAGUUGAUGAAGAUAGAGUAUACUUUCAUCGCAUGUUUUGGACAUUCCCUCCAUGUAUUGAGGCAUUCCGCCACUAUAAGCCGCUCGUAAGCAUCGACAGAACACACCUCUAUGGCAAGUAUGGCGGGACAUUGUUGUUGGCGAUCGCUCAGGAUGGUAACUCGAAUAUUUUGCCUGUUGCGUUUGCACUCGUGGAGGGAGAAAAUGCAGAGUCUUGGUCAUACUUUCUAUCCAAUCUUAGAAGACAUGUUACUCCACAGCAAGGUAUUCUCGUGAUCUCUGAUAGACACAACGGUAUCAAGGCUGCACUAGAGUCCCCCGAUAGUGGUUGGCGACCUCCCCAUGCUUAUCGGGCAUUUUGUAUUCGGCAUGUUGCUGCAAAUUUUGCCCUUACUUUCAAGGGACAGGAUGCGAGGAGGUGGCUGGUAAAUGCCGCUUAUGCAAAGACGGAAGCAGAAUUUAACUAUUGGUUUGAUAUAAUGAGGACAGAGAAUCCGGCCAUGUGCGAUUGGGCAAACAGAAUGGAGUAUGAGAGGUGGACACAGCACAAGGAUGGGGGGAGAGGAUAUGGUCACAUGACGGUAAGUAGGCAGACCACCUAA
Molecule: messenger RNA, 1143 nt
Organism: Arachis ipaensis
Lineage: Eukaryota; Viridiplantae; Streptophyta; Magnoliopsida; Fabales; Fabaceae
Source: RefSeq, a predicted model, not a curated record